This is a messenger RNA of Ascochyta rabiei, 2199 nucleotides long. RefSeq lists its product as uncharacterized. Gene Ontology annotation, molecular function: ferric-chelate reductase activity. The record is from RefSeq and is a predicted model, not a curated record. The transcript has a single exon. Gene Ontology annotation, cellular component: plasma membrane. NCBI's taxonomy places the organism in Eukaryota, Fungi, Ascomycota, Dothideomycetes, Pleosporales, Didymellaceae. The coding region runs from base 1 to 2199 and encodes 732 amino acids. Gene Ontology annotation, biological process: copper ion import; iron ion transport; intracellular iron ion homeostasis.
AUGGACGAUGCGUCCUGGGACAGUGGCACCCGCAACCCGUCUUCGCUCAUCACCUCAGCCAUGGCCACCACCUUGAACAUGCUGGCGGCCCGUCAGCACAUUCAGAACAUCAGCGCCGCCUCAACGGUAGAGCCGCACUGGGGAUAUGCCGACCGCGUCGUACCGUGCGUCAACGACGCCGGGAGUUGCACGUACCUCGAUGUUGUAUACGCAGCGCACGACAUUGGCAUGUACUACACAGGCAUCAUCUGGGCCACCAUCGGCGGCAUCCUUGUCGUCUGGGCGAUUGGGCGACAUUUCUUGCGCGCGCACCCUUCAGGCGUCGUGCUGCCCGCAGACCUCGCAGGCGAAGGCGUCAACAAAAGAAGGAAUGCGGUACAAAGAUUCGCGACCGCUGCUCCAUCAUACGCCCGUUCCUACCUGCUCCCAGAUGCAAACCGCUUCAUCUUUGGUCGCGUGACACGAACCCAGGUAUUGACCCUCGUUGUCUUGGUCGGCUAUCUCACCAUCUGGUCGUUUGUUGGCAUCGUCUACGGCACCUGGGUCACGCCUGUCAAGAAACAGCCCAAUCUUCACAACACCCGAACCAGUCUGGGACCAUGGGCUGAUCGUGUGGGCGUCAUUGCCUAUGCCCUGACCCCACUCUCCAUCAUGCUCUCCAGCCGCGAGUCCAUCUUGUCACUGGUUACUGGACUCCCCUACCAGAGCUUCAACUUCCUCCACCGUUGGCUGGGAUAUCUCAUAUUCGCCCAAUCCUCGCUGCACACCAUUGGUUGGUGCAUCAUCGAGAUCAAGCUGUACAACCCUCAACCCUCUACUGGCCUGACCUGGAUUCGCCAGCUCUACAUGAUAUGGGGUCUGGUCGCUAUGAUCCUCCUUUGCCUGCUCGUCAUUCUAUCUACCCCUUGGGGCAUCCGCAUGACCGGUUACGAGGCUUUCCGCAAGCUGCACUAUGUUCUUGCCAUGGUGUACAUUGGCGCAUGCUGGGGCCACUGGGAGCAACUCAAGGUGUUUCUCAUUCCGGGCCUGAUUGUAUGGAUCAUCGAUCGUGCUAUUCGUCUUGGCAGGACUGCUCUGCUGCAUUACAAUUUCUUGCCCUCCGGACACAUGGGUUUCCGCCCCGCGCCUGCAGACAUUACCUUCUUCAAAGACGAAACCCAUGGCGAUGUUGUCCGCCUGGAUUUUGAUCACCCCCAGGAUGCUUGGUCUGUCGGCCAGCACUUCUACCUCAUGUUUCCCGAGAGCAGCAUCUGGCAAUCCCACCCCUUCACGCCCCUCAGCCUUCCGGUCUUUGGUGCCGACACCCAACGCCACUCCUACAUUUUCCGCGCGAAAAAGGGUGAAACCCGCAAGAUUGCCCAACUCUCUGCUAAACGCGCAGUUCGCUCCGCCGACCCUCAAGAAGCCCACGAAGGUCUCAUGGGCAAUGCCCGUCUCUCCGUCGUCCUCACAGGGCCCUACGGCGAGCAGACAACCCGCGACCUCGCUUCCGACUCGAAUAUCCUCUGCAUUGCUGGUGGGACUGGCAUCACUUACGUACUCCCCGUGCUCCUCGACAUGGCGUCGCGCCCUCAGAACCGUGAACGCAAGCUUUCUCUCGUAUGGGUGAUCCGUCAUCGUUCAGAUAUUGAGUGGGUUGCACCUGAACUUGCAAUUUUGAAGCGCAAGUGCCGGAAUCUGCGCACGGGGAUCCAUAUCCAUGUUACCCGCGCGGCCGAAGAUCACUACCACGAACCCAACGUGCCGACGACGGCUGAGAAGGUUACGGCAACGGAUUGCGCGCCUACAAUGAACAGUAGCUGCUGUGCACCCAAGGAGAUCGGUAGCUGUUGUGCGCCCAAGGACAUUGAAAACGAGGUCCAGGCCAAGAGCUGCUGUCAGAGUAAGGAGAUACAGACAAUUUCAAACUCUUCGGGGUCGUCAUCCGCGUCCGUAUCAUCAGCAUUGUCUGUUCAUGGUGUGAGCAAGUCGGAGUUGAACCUCGAUCACAUCCAGGCACGUCCUGAUCUCAGACUUAUGGUGGAGGACUUUGUUGCCUCGACAGUGCGCGGCAGGACGGACGUGUUCGCCUCAGGACCGGGUGGUAUGAUCAGCGAUCUACGCACUAUCAUCGCGGGCGUAAACAAGGGUGGUGAAGUGUGGAAGGGCGAGGAAAGGUGGGACGUAAGAUUAACUUGUGACGACCGGUUGGAGUGGUAG